Molecule: messenger RNA, 857 nt
Organism: Camellia sinensis
Lineage: Eukaryota; Viridiplantae; Streptophyta; Magnoliopsida; Ericales; Theaceae
Source: RefSeq, a predicted model, not a curated record
ACCUUAAGCUCCACCAAUUAAUCCACCCCAACAAAUAUUCUCUCUCUCUCUCUCUCUCUCUCUCUCUCACUCUCACUCAUAUACAUUUCUGUAUCAUAUAUUGAUGGGUAUCUGUGCUUCUUCCCAAACCACAAUGGGUGGUGGUGGUGAUAUGAACUGGCCACCGUCGACCGCCAUGAUAAUCAACUUUGAUGGGAGGCUCCAAGAAUUCCGGCAACCAAUCACGGCAGGCUCAAUCCUCAACCACCACCCAAAUUGCUUCCUCUGCAGCUCAGAAACCAUGUUUGUGGGCUCUCAUCCUCCCCAAAUUCCACACCAUGAACAACUCCAACUGGGUCAAAUCUACUUCCUCAUGCCAAUCUCCAUGUCACAGUCAUCACUCUCUCUGCAAGACUUAUGUUGUCUAGCCAUCAAGGCCAGUUCAGGGCUCAAUAACAACAAUUCAUUCAUGGUCAUGGGGCAUGAAACAACAACAAAAUUAUUAUCAAACUCAUCAUUAUCAUCUCCACAAUUUUGGGACAAGUCCUCUAGGGCUGGAGGGGCUCAGGGGUGUCGUAAGAUUCCGGCUGGCUUUGAUGUGGUUGGGGUGAAUUCUCAGGUGGCGGCGGUGCGUGGCGGCCGGAGAGUUGAGUUCAAUGAUGAACAAUGUUGAGUGGGACAGCCGAAAGGGGUGGUGGUGGUCCAUUCUUGUAUCAAUUCAUUUAUGGGUUUGGUGGUUUAAGUUUUUAUUUCGGAGAAUAUGGAAAAAGUUGAGGGUGGAAAAAAUAAUUUUAAAAUGAUGAUAUUUUAAGGUUUAUUUUUUUUAUUUUUAUUUAUAUAUAUCUAUAAAUUUAUGCCUCAGUUACUUGUAUUUUCAU